This is a messenger RNA of Trematosphaeria pertusa, 1044 nucleotides long. RefSeq lists its product as uncharacterized. Bases 1 to 1044 code for a protein of 347 amino acids. NCBI's taxonomy places the organism in Eukaryota, Fungi, Ascomycota, Dothideomycetes, Pleosporales, Trematosphaeriaceae. The record is from RefSeq and is a predicted model, not a curated record. The transcript has 4 exons.
AUGCCUAUUCACAGGCGUCUCACAGCCCGCAACGCUCUCAUCGCUCUCCUGGCCUGGCUUUUCAUCGCCCUCGUCCUCCACCUGAAAGCCGAGCUCUGGGACUCGUCCCCUGCUGCUGGUUCCGCGGACGCGCCUGCCGGGAAUGAUGAUGUGCUCAACGGGGAAGCACAGCAUGGGAGCAGUACCAAGAAGAUAGGGGUGGAAAAGGGAGGAGAGAAGCGGAGAACCGCGGUGGUGGUUGCGAGCCAGGCGAGCGAGAAUGCGACGUGGCUUGAUGAGUAUUUUCCACAGUGGGAGAAGAAUAUUUAUCGGGUGGAUAAUAAGAGUGCGCCUUUGACGGUGCCAAAGAACAAGGGCAGAGAGAGCAUGGUGUACUUGACCUUCAUCGUAGACAACUAUGAUAACCUCCCCGAUAACAUCCUCUUCAUCCACCCGAACCGCUACCAAUGGGUAAGGCUCCGGCACAACGACGACCCCGACUAUGAUGGGCUCCCUAUGUUGCGGCAUUUCCAGAUACCAUACCUCGAGCAGGAGGGUUACGUUAAUAUCCGCUGCGCCUGGAGCCUAGGAUGCCCGUCAGAGAUCAAACCGCUCGAGGAAGAAGGAGAGCAUAGGGCCGCUAUACACGCUGGUGGAGAUUACAAGAAAGCGUUUGAGAUCCUGUUUCCUGGAAAAGAGGUCCCGCGAUACGUUGGCGUUAGCUGCUGCGCCCAGUUUGCGGCUACGAAGGAGAAGAUUAGAGAGCGGAAGAAAGAGGAAUAUGCUAGAUAUAGGGAAUGGCUGCUAGAGACGGAUUUGGGGGACAGUAUUAGCGGGAGGAUCUUGGAAUACUCAUGGCACAUGAUAUUCGGUAAAGAGCCGGUACACUGUCCUCUCGCCGAAGAGUGUUACUGCAAAGUUUUCGGUCUCUGCAACCUCGAAUGCAAAUCAAAGGGGAGCUGCGAGGGACGCUACAUUCUACCGCCGUAUUCGACCCUGCCACAAGGCUGGCCCUAUAUCGGUUGGCAUGGAGAGGACCGAAAUCGGUCGGCUCUGGAGGACUGA